AUGGCUUUCAACAGGCCUCCUGCUAUGGCCUUUCCAGACCAGCGAUAUCUCCAGCCCUUUCAGCCCAAAAACCCCGAUCCUCUCUCGGACAACUGGACCUACGAUAGCGCUAUCGAUCUCUUCUCGUUGAAUACCAUGCCGGAUCCCUUCACCUUGGAUCUCCCGGAAGAUCUCAUGAACUUCGAUCCCAGAGACGUUCCUGUUGACGCCUUUGCUCCUCCACCGGGAAUCAGCGGUUUCUCCAUCUCCAACCACUCAGGCGAGGACGCUGCUUCAUGCGGUUCCAUCUCAUCGGACCCUGAAAGCGACGACCAACUCUGGUCCCCAACCUGUCGGGCCAUCUCCUCCUUGGACACCGACAUGUCCCAAAAACCUCAAUCUCAAUCCCAACCCCGUCGCAAAACCAACCCCCGCAAACGCCAACAACCAGCAAGAUACUCCUCCAGCCCCGAAAUCACACCCCAAGAAUACCACCCCGAACUCAUCACCUCGUCCCAACCAACUCCUUCCUCCCCCUCGAAUCAGAAAAUGACGCGCAGUCUCUCUGGCGACUCAAACGCCUCCACAGGCGCAGGCACCAACCCCGUCUCGCGCAAUGCCGCCAAACGCGCAGCUCACAACAUCAUCGAAAAACGCUACCGCACCAACAUGAACGCCAAGUUUGUUUCGUUGGAAAAAGCCAUGGCGGGGAGCGGGAGCAGCGGGGUGCACAAACCCGCGACCAAGGGCUCGGCUUCGCUCAAGAAGUCGGAAAUCCUCUCGAAUGCAAUUUCCUACAUGGAGGAGUUGCAGGAGGAGAAUAAACGGUUACACAAGGAGAUGGCGGUGAUGAGACAGAAUCUCCUCCCUGGUGGGAUUUGGCGACAUUCCAAACCGAGUGAGACGAAUUUUGGGUGA
Aspergillus wentii DTO 134E9 is the source of this 897-nucleotide messenger RNA. RefSeq lists its product as uncharacterized. Bases 1 to 897 code for a protein of 298 amino acids. The record is from RefSeq and is a predicted model, not a curated record. The transcript is spliced from 2 exons. Gene Ontology annotation, molecular function: protein dimerization activity. Lineage: Eukaryota; Fungi; Ascomycota; Eurotiomycetes; Eurotiales; Aspergillaceae.